UUUUUUUCUUUACAAAUCCCCAAAAUUAUGUUUUCUUUUUAAUAAUCUGAUUCCCCAAAAAUAAGAAGUCAAAUACUCUCUCGGGGGCACCGCCGUUUCAUAGAUCCGAUUUCUACAAAGCUGUCGUCUUUCUCUCCCGUCAGAACCGGCUGUUCAACUUCCUGGGAAAAUACAACAAAACUCGAUCUUUUUCAACUUUCUCCGAGCAAAAAAAAAGUUUCAAUCUUUCCAGUUUAGUCCAACACACUCGUAAACUACAAUUCGCUCAUGAUCUCAUGAUUUUCCGAAUUUCAGAGAAAGUUUUCAGUUUUUCCGACGAAAGUGAAGAUACUAGAGAGUAUCGAUUAAAGUUUGUGGAGGAAGAAGGUUGAGUGAGUCUCUCUGUAUCUGCUGUGAUCAAAUUGGUUUUGGUGCUUGAAGAUAUCGCUCUGGUGUAUUGAAUAAUAUCUCUCUCAAACGAUGAUAGCAGUAGAGAGUUUCCAAGAGGAGUCUAAGCCUCAUAAAUGCCCUGAAGAGAUUAGGGAAGAUGUAAAGAACAAGAACAGUGUGUGUGAGUUGUUUUAUGAUACAAGAAGCGGUGACGAAUGUGAUAAAGAGAAUGAUGGAAACAAAAGAGCUUUGAAACACCAUUCUUGUGGAGAUUCUGGAAAGAUGAUGAUACGAGGUAAAAGUCAUGAUACGUCUGCUAACGGUGGUUUGUUUUAUAUGGACAAGAACGUUACGGCCUGUGACUUGCCUGAGAUUGUAGUUCGUUACAAGGAGAGUACUUACCAUGUCGUGAAGGAUAUAUGUGUUGAUGAAGGUGUGCCGGUCCAUGAGAAAGAUUCUGUGAGGUGUAACUCAGAGGAUUUGGUGGAAACCAAGUCCCCUGAAGACAGAAACGGUAAGCUUGAUGGGUCUGAGCUUUGUAAAGUUCCUAAGACAAACCAAGAUGUGGAAGAGUCUUCAAGUGAAGGUUUUGCUGAUGCUGAAAGUUCUAGCAGUUGCACUCAAGAGCAUUUGAUUGUGACAAGAGAAGCCAAGGGAGGUAUUCUAGCAAGGGAAGAUGAACAAAGACCUCUUAGCAACAACGAGAAUAGUCAUAGAAGUGAAGAACAAUCUUCAUCUCAACUUCAGGAGAAUAAUGACCAAAGAAGCUUAGAAACAGAGCUUGAGGAAACAGAGGAACCAAGAAAAGCAGAGGAGAAGCUUUCCUCUGUUUCUACUACAGCCUCUCAAGAACCUGAAAGGCCUGGAACCGAUAAGCAAAGACCAGACUUGUUAGACGACAAACUUUUCUCUAGUGGAUUUGGGGAGACAAGUUUCUCUGCAGCAGAAGCAGUUUCAAUAUCAGGUCAUAUAUCAUACUCAGGACCAGUAGUAGUCUCUGGACGCCUCUCUGUCCGUUCUGAUGGAAGCACAACGAGUGGAAGAUCCUUUGCUUUCCCAAUAUUGCAGUCAGAAUGGAACAGUAGUCCUGAAAGAAUGGCUAAAGCUGAGAAGAGAAGACUUAAAGGGUGGAGAGAGAUUCUUCUCUGCUGUAGAUUCUCUUAAUCAAAAGUUUUUCAGUUUUGAAAGCAUAGAGGAAGAAGGGGUGGUUUAUAGUUAUGCCAUGGUGAUGUGUAAUUGGAAUUUUGGUAGUGUUGUUAUUUUUGUUUUAACAGUUAGGGGGCUUUUGAGUUUGGUUACAAAUGCAAUAUUGUUGGGGUUAUGUAACCGAUGAGUUUGUUAUUAUUUCAUUUUUAUUCAUGCGUGU
This is a messenger RNA of Raphanus sativus (radish), 1735 nucleotides long. RefSeq lists its product as uncharacterized. The record is from RefSeq and is a predicted model, not a curated record. Gene Ontology annotation, biological process: regulation of asymmetric cell division. The transcript is spliced from 6 exons. NCBI's taxonomy places the organism in Eukaryota, Viridiplantae, Streptophyta, Magnoliopsida, Brassicales, Brassicaceae. The coding region runs from base 460 to 1533 and encodes 357 amino acids.